UUACUGUACAUCGAUUAAAUUACAAAGCAACUUGUCUGUCCCGCGUUGAUGCACCAGAGAUACAAAAGCACGUGUUACGCUCCAAAUAUGACCAUGACCACCAAUUUCCCAUAGUCGUAUCAUCGUGCUCGUCAAGAGUUGGCGGUUCCGUUGAAGACGGGCACUGGCACCGAGUACCAAGUAACAAUGAAAGUACCGCGAUGACACAAUGCCGAGACUGGUCAGUUCACCUGCUCAUUCGUUCCUAGCGCGAGCUGUGCGAAGCAUCAAAGUGGUAUUCGGUGCGGCUAUUUAAUUGUGUAAAAAUGGAUAACCAGCUCAGUGGUAACGGCAAAGGGAGUGAAGACGAGCUUUUUCAAGAACUUAGAUAUCCAGAUGGGAGCGUCAAACUCAGAAAUCCAAAUAUUGAACUCAUGGAUCAAGACAUUUUGUAUCACUUAGCCUUGGGUAGUGAAUCUCAUGACUUAGUGGAGAUGUUCGGCGAUGUCAAGUUCGUAUGCAUGGGAGGAACGCCGAAACGUAUGGAAGACUUCGCACACUACAUAAUGCAAGAAAUAGGAUACAAAAUACCUACCGGCACAAAGCUGAUGGACAUAAGUCAGUACUCUUACAGGUACUGCUUGUACAAAGUCGGUCCUGUACUUUCCGUUAGUCAUGGUAUGGGUCCUUCGUCAAUCUCCAUUUUACUUCACGAGAUCAUCAAACUCAUGUACCACGCCAAAUGCAAAGACCCCAUCUUCUUCAGGAUUGGAACAUGCGGAGGAAUCGGUAUAGAAGGUGGAACUGUUGUUAUAUCUGAUAAUGCCUUAGAUGGGAUGCAGGAUAACAACUAUGCCGUAGCAACAUUGGGUAAAUUAGUAAAACGCCCAGCAAGGUUGGAUAAAAAGCUAGUCAGAGAACUGCAGGCCUUAGCUCAUUCUGACGAUCCGUAUGAUACUGUCACAGGUACAACGAUGUGUACCUCAGACUUUUAUGAAGGUCAAGGGAGGCUUGACGGUGCCUUCUGCGAAUACACGGAGGCUGACAAGAUGGCAUUUUUGAAAAACUUGAAAGAAAAACACAAUGUGACAAACAUAGAGAUGGAAAUUAUUCCAUUUGCUGCUUUGACCCACCAUGCUGGAAUCAGGGCUGCUGUAGUUUGCGUGGCGCUUUUGGAUAGACUCAGGGGCGACCAGGUCGCCACUCCCAAAGAAGUAAUGAACGAGUGGCAGUUAAGACCUCAAAUUCUCAUCGCUCGCUACAUAAAGAAAUACCUGCAGAACAAAGGCCGCAUCUCCUUCGACGGACACGGCUCGAUUGCGGUGAAGAGUCCCAGAAGAUUCAAACUCGUGCAGCAGGAAUCGCAGAGCAUCGAGUGAAUAUUGUUGAAACUUAGUUAUAUUUUUUUAAUAUCAGUUCAUGUGAUUGUUACGUACUUUGAUAAAUUUUCGUAAGUCUCGGUAUUUUCACUAAGCAGGGGGGUGCCAGUUGGCCCUCAAGGAUCAGCUUUUCAAAAAGUUUUUGGUACAGAUACACUUCUGCUCUCAAAAAGCUUUGUGAGAGAUACAGUUUUACGAAAGGUAUAUGUCCGGCCGCCCUGAGGAAAAGGCCUGCGGGCGCUCAUGCACCGAACUCGUUCAUCUACAGUCAAAUUAAUCCAAGUGAUAGUUACAGGUAUGCGUGAGUUUGUUAUACUAACGUCGUAAUUUUUUGGCAUCUCAAAUGACGUACAUUUUUCAAAAAUAAGGACGUCAUUUUUAAGACGUCUAUUUUUCUAAUCACAACGACGUUAUUUUGAGAAGUCUAUACGUCAUUAUGUGACGUUUAUACGUCGUCUCACAAGACUUUGUGAUGCCUGUAAUGCUCAAACCUCAAGUCACUUCUGGUAUUCUAAUUACUGCGAGAUUUUAACAUUUUGUAAGCAAGCACAAACAUAUUGGUUUCUCGUAUCUGAUUCAUAGAUGGUACAAUAUAUUUCAAUUAUUUAAACAAAAAAACCAUCAGACCUCAGAAAAUCAUUUUCUUAAAAUAACGUUAUCCUUCAGUAUGUCAGGGACGCACCAGCUCAAAUAAUGCACCUAAUUAUAUUCAUGAACGCCCACAGUUGGGUGGAACGAGGGCCGUGGUUCUCUCCCCUGAAAAACCGGUUGAACCAUAAAAUUCGCUUAUUUUAGGAUUUAGCCUUCUCUGCCCCCCUAAAAAAAACAUGCUAUCCCCCGCUCCUCAAAAAGUUGGGGAUAGGGAUCGGCCUUCCCUAAGAAAAAUUCUUACGGGCGUCCAUGAUUACAUUAAAGUUAAUUUUUAAAAACCACUUUUCGAUCAUUUAAUUUGACUGCAAAUGAAUGGGCCACACCAUUGAAUGUUUCCAUACAACAAUUAAGUAUUAUAUAACUUAUUAUGUAUAUGUGCAUAUUAUAAUAAUGAUCAAAUGAAGCAAUUAGGUAUAUCUUUUCAUAUUUAUUUUUCUUAUGUAAUUAUUGUACCGUGCGCUAUCAAAGUAUCGCCAGCGUUACAUUACACUAUUGCACAAUGUCUAAAAUGUUUGCUAGAAGUAUAAUUCCGAUCUUAUUAUAAAAAAAAGUUACAUCCAGACAUAUCAUGGAGAGACUCUUCCGUUGUUAUUUUUGUGUAUGAAAAAGUGACCAUCUUACCUACUCAAGAAUUCCCUUUUAAUUACUAUAUAGUUAUAUUAAUUAAUAUUAAGUAUUGACGUAUCGUAAGGAGAUGAGAGCCCAGAGUGCAGAAACAUCAGUAGUUGGUAAAACGUUGCAUUGCUGUUCAAUUUAAAAACAUCUACUGCCUUUAAUGUCCCGUAAUGUGCUUAACACCAAGAUUGUCGUCUUAAUGAAUCCACAAUCAGAUGGAAUUUGCUACUAUUAAUCCUGUACUAUUAACUCUUCCAAGCGAAACACACUACAGCGGCCACACACGUUGAGUGUUUCAAAGCGCAAUAACCCAGGAAUAUUAGAUAUGCUUUGCUAAUAAAUCAGAAUAAAUUAUUGAAGUCAUUUUAUGUGGAAACAAAAGCUUUUACGUGACCUAUGUACCCCAACACCUAUUUUUACCAUCAAGAAACCUUUAAAACGUGUUUUGUUGUGGAUAUGCUUUGUAGGUAGCACCACUACAUUUGUAGGAAUCCCAAAAGGAAUAUAAUUUCGGGAUCUGCUUUUUGAUAUUGCCCUCCGUGAGAUGCUAGGAUAACAGUGUUGGUCAGUUUGAAAUAGAACUGACUUCGAAACUGAAACUACCCUUGUGAAGGAAUAAGUAGUAUAUGGUGAAUCAAAAUAUAUGAAUCUACUAAAUUUUAGGUUUCACAUUGUUACCUGUCAAGUUAAUAUCUAAGCCGUAGGUUCAAGUUUGUAUAUAAAUAGAUAUUAAUUCAAAUACAGUUCUUGGAUUUUGUGAACUAGAAUAGAACAAAUCAUAUUUUAAGGAGCCACUGUUAUUAGAUCUCAAAUUCAAAAGUUAAUAAUUUUAACAUUUCCAAACAGAGAGCAUACAGUAGAGAAUCACCAGACCAUGUAUAUUGGAGGAUGAAGAUGUAUUUAACAAAAAUUUGGGAAGCGUAAACACAGAAACAAAUGAUUAUCACGUAUCAAGUAAAUUCCGAUAUAUUUUCUUAUGUAGGCCACGUUUUGAUCCAAUUCUCGGAAACAGGUGAUUUAAGGCUUCAACUGUUAUAUAAGCUAGUAAUAGUCUUCGUAUUCCUAUUUGUGAUAUGUUGCCUCUUAAUUGUGUAGCCUUGGAUAUUUCAGAGAACAGCCCCAACAUCACAUCGUAAGCCCUCUAUUAGUCAUAAUAAAUAAUGAAAUAUAUUUAAACAAUCUUGAGAAAUAAUUCAGCUUCAUUACCAAGCCCCAAUAGCAAAGGUCUUUCCGAACCCCAAAAAUUGAACCAUCUCACGUUGAUAUGUAUUGUACUUAUGAAAAACAGUGCUUCCAAGGCAUUUUUACGAUACAUUGAAAAAACUAAUAUUUACACUGCCUAAUGUGUGUGAAGAAUAUUUUUGGCAAAACUUGAGCAGUACUUUCACCUUAAGUACAUGCAACCUAUAUAAUAUAUUCUAAGCAGUGGAUGUGUUAUGAUUUUCUUGCUUGGCAAAAUUUACCUUUUAAACGAAUAAGCAUAAAAUUUAUCCUAAAUGUUAAUUACAAUAUUGUAGUUAUUAUAAAAAGACAAUAUCUUUUAAACUAUUAAGAAUGACCUUAUCUUGUAGACAACGAUUAGUAGUGAUGACGAAAAUGCCUAAAAAACAUCAAGAGGCUUCUAAACAAUUUUUAAUUUCAAGUUUGAUGUGGUGCCAAUUUAGUGUUGAUUCCCUUUCAGGAUCCAAAGUUUGUCCUGUUUAUAAAAAUUGUUUCUAGGCCCAGAAAAUGUUAUUGUUGAAUCUGCUCACCCGUUAUAUCGUUGUUCUUGAAAAAUUAUAAAUAAUUAACAAAUAUGAAAGACGCAAGCAGCUUGUUAUUUGUGAAGUUGAUUUUGUUGUUUCGUUAUAUGACCAGUUUCCAUAAAAACCACAUAAGCCCAUGGUUCAAACUAUUGUAGGUUGUAUCAAAGUUUGUUAAUAGUAAUACCUACCGCCAACAUGAGGUUUUACUAAAAAUUAUGCCAAAAAGCCAUUCUUACAACUUGAAUUAGAUACGAACUUUGAUAUAAAUUAUGUGUGAACCAUAUGGAUUUAUUAGAGUAGAUUAUAGGAUCUGGACAAAGUACUUUCUUAAGCAUAAAAAUUGCAAUUGCACAAUAAUUAAUACAUUAUAAACGCAAUUAUGUUAUAAAGGAUGCUGUUGAUGUGUACAAAUAUAUGUGUUUGUAAGUUAUUGUUGAUUGAUGUAUGUGUCAUUAGAUUUAGUCAGUGAUGAUUGAAAAUUGUAUCAUUUGAAAUAAAGUUUAUUGAAGGGAAC
Acanthoscelides obtectus is the source of this 4883-nucleotide messenger RNA. NCBI's taxonomy places the organism in Eukaryota, Metazoa, Arthropoda, Insecta, Coleoptera, Chrysomelidae. The record is from the annotation of a GenBank genome assembly.